AUGCCCGGUCUUGAUGAGAACGUCCCAUCACGAGCUCCAGACGGGCCCGGAGAUACAACAUUUACUCCAACCAUUGAUGCCCGAAGCAAGGACGAUACGAACAUAUUCCCGCUCGAUGGCGUUGAUAUCGAGAGCGUUUCGAACAAGGAAUUAGUGCGGCUUGGGGAGACUGCUCCUGUGCUCUACCAAAUCGGCUCAAGCAAAGUCCUACAAAUUUGUCACGACCUAGUAUUAAAAUGCGGGCCUUUAGUUCUUCCCAGUGAGGGUAGAGCUCUAGAGUUUGUCAGAGCGAGGACCUCAAUCCUAGUUCCUCGGGUCUACCGCACAUUCCAGGUGGACGACCCCUUCGAGUACUAUGGGACACGAGGCUAUUUGGUCAUGGAUUAUGUCAAGGGCCAAAAUCUGGGAGAUUGUUGGAAAUAUCUCACCAAACAUCAAAAGGACGAUGUGAUCUGUCAGACAGCGGCGAUAAUAAAACAACUUCAAUCGAUUCCGAUUCCAACAGCCGGCCCUCUUGGAGGGGAUCCUUGUCGGGGUAAAUUCUUCACAGACUAUGGUGCCGGUCCAUUCAAUUCUGGGUCCGAGAUGGAAGCUUGGUUUAACCACAAACUCAAGAUAUGCAAAGAUUAUAACCAGGCCCCCCAAAAUAUCCCCUCAUUUGACUUUCAGAAGUUCGUCCUCGUGCAUCAGGACAUCAGUCCUCGAAACAUGAUAUUGGACGCUGCUGGAAAGGUUUGUUUGAUAGACUGGGCACAUGCGGGUGCUUACCCUCCUGCAUUCGAGCGAGCCGCGAUAGCCGAGCAGUACAGAUUCCCGGAGUUCAACAAAAUGAUACUUCAUGUCAUGCCAGAAUACGACGUCGAGGUGCGGCAACUGCAGUCAAUUUGGUAUGGAUUAUCAGUUGCCAGUCUCGCAUAA
Messenger RNA from Aspergillus chevalieri, 918 nucleotides. RefSeq names its product aminoglycoside phosphotransferase family protein. Gene Ontology annotation, molecular function: protein kinase activity; ATP binding. NCBI's taxonomy places the organism in Eukaryota, Fungi, Ascomycota, Eurotiomycetes, Eurotiales, Aspergillaceae. The transcript has 2 exons. The record is from RefSeq and is a predicted model, not a curated record. Bases 1 to 918 code for a protein of 305 amino acids. Gene Ontology annotation, biological process: protein phosphorylation.